GCUGCCAAAUGCAGUCGUCAAAAAUCCGCAACAAAAAUUAAAAAAAUCAAUAAAAGGAAUUGAUAAUCCAAAGGCGCAACUGCAUUUAGAAAACGUGAAGAACCAUGAAGUGGGAGAACUAUUGUGAUUUUGUGGCCGGCUGUGUCGGUGGUGCUUGCGGCGUGCUGGUGGCCCAUCCUUUGGACACGAUCAAGACGUGGCAGCAGGCAUCGAACACGUCCGUCGUAACGGCCAUCCAUCAGAUCUACAAGCGGAACAAUGGGAUUAACGGUUACUACAGGGGCAUGCUCUUCCCGCUGAUGUCGACGGGCGCGAUCAACUCGAUUCUGUUCGGCAUCUAUGGCAACCAUUUGAGGCAGCUGCGACGCGUCUGCCACAGUGACUACCAGCGGGAGCAGCUCGAGUAUCACAACAUGUUCCUGGCCGGAUCGGUGGCUGGGUUCGUGCAGUCCUUCAUCGCGUGUCCCAUGGAGCUGAUCAAGGUGCGACUGCAGACGCAUUGCUACUAUAACGACUACCUCUAUGGCCAGCGUAGAACAGCCUUCGGCACCUUCAAGCGCAUAGUGAAGAACGACGGCAUCUCGGGCUUAUAUCGCGGACUCUUGCCCAUGAUGUGCCGAGAUGUGCUGCCAUAUGGCAUCUAUAUGCUGGUCUAUCGCCAUGCGUCGCGCUAUAUGGAAAAUUCGGAUUUUGUACGCAAGCAUCGGAAGGCAUCGAAUGCAAUUAAUAUCAACUUGCUGAUUACCACUUUUGCCGGCGCUUGGGCGGGCGUGCUGUCGUGGGUGUGCGUGAUACCCUUCGAUGUGGUCAAAACCAUAAUGCAAGCGGAUGAGAAUCAUAAAUUUCGAGGCAUAAUGCAUUGUGUUCAGGUCAACUAUAGAGCGUAUGGCUGGCGGAGUAUUUUUCGUGGCAGUUGGAUGCUGUUGGCGCGUGCGAUACCCUUCAAUGCGGCCACCUUUUUGGGCUAUGAGUAUUCGCUGGAGUUGUGUCAUAAUUAUUAGAAAUCAAAUAAACAAA
Messenger RNA from Drosophila arizonae, 1017 nucleotides. Its product is annotated as methylated amino-acid transporter SLC25A45. Gene Ontology annotation, molecular function: high-affinity L-arginine transmembrane transporter activity. NCBI's taxonomy places the organism in Eukaryota, Metazoa, Arthropoda, Insecta, Diptera, Drosophilidae. The record is from RefSeq and is a predicted model, not a curated record. Gene Ontology annotation, cellular component: mitochondrion. Gene Ontology annotation, biological process: mitochondrial L-ornithine transmembrane transport.